Pimephales promelas (fathead minnow) is the source of this 1026-nucleotide messenger RNA. The record is from RefSeq and is a predicted model, not a curated record. Lineage: Eukaryota; Metazoa; Chordata; Actinopteri; Cypriniformes; Leuciscidae.
UGGACGACUGUACCAUGUUUGGUAACUGCACAGAACAUGUACUGUUCUCGUAAAGCUGGACAACUUUCAAUAUUAGCAUCACAGGGAACCAGGGAGGUGCCGACAGCUCAGGGAGCCUGGAAGGGACCAUCAUCACAGGGAGCCAGAGAGGUGCCGGUAUCUCAAGGAGCCUGGAAGGGACCAGCAUCAAAGGAAGCCAGAGAGGUGCCGGUAGCUCAAGGAGCCUGGAAGGGACCAGCAUCACAGGGAGCCAGUGAGGUGCCGGUAGCUCAAGGAGCCUGGAAGGGACAGUCAUCACAGGGAGCCAGAGAGGUGCCGGUAGCUCAAGGAGCCUGGAAGGGACCAGCAUCACAGGGAGCCAGUGAGGUGCCGGUAGCUCAAGGAGCCUGGAAGGGACAGUCAUCACAGGGAGCCAGAGAGGUGCCGGUAGCCCAAGGAGCCUGGAAGGGACCAUCAUCACAGGGAGUCAGAGAGGUGCCGGUAGCUCAAGGAGCCUGGAAGGGACCAGCAUCACAGGGAGCCAGUGAGGUGCCGGUAGCUCAAGGAGCCUGGAAGGGACCAUCAUCACAGGGAACCAGAGCCAGAAAGGUGCCGGUAUCUCAAGGAGCCUGGAAGGGACCAGCAUCACAGGAAGCCAGCGAGGUGCCGGUAGCUCAGGGAGCCUGGAAGGGACCAGCAUCACAGGGAGCCAGCGAGGUGCCGGUAGCUCAGGGAGCCUGGAAGGGACCAGCAUCACAGGGAGCCAGUGAGGUGCCGGUAGCUCAGGGAGCCUGGAAGGGACCAGCAUCACAGGGAGCCAGUGAGGUGCCGGUAGCUCAGGGAGCCUGGAAGGGACCAGCAUCACAGGGAGCCAGCGAGGUGCCGGUAGCUCAGGGAGCCUGGAAGGGACCAGCAUCACAGGGAGCCAGUGAGGUGCCGGUAGCUCAGGGAGCCUGGAAGGGACCAGCAUCACAGGGAGCCAGUGAGGUGCCGGUAGCUCAGGGAGCCUGGAAGGGACCGGCAUCAAAGGGAGCCAGAAAGGUGUAG